Talaromyces marneffei is the source of this 2148-nucleotide messenger RNA. RefSeq lists its product as uncharacterized. Bases 1 to 2148 code for a protein of 715 amino acids. Gene Ontology annotation, cellular component: peroxisomal membrane. Lineage: Eukaryota; Fungi; Ascomycota; Eurotiomycetes; Eurotiales; Trichocomaceae. Gene Ontology annotation, biological process: peroxisome organization; long-chain fatty acid import into peroxisome; very long-chain fatty acid catabolic process. The record is from RefSeq and is a predicted model, not a curated record. The transcript has 4 exons. Gene Ontology annotation, molecular function: ATP binding; ABC-type transporter activity; long-chain fatty acid transmembrane transporter activity.
AUGGCAGCGCUAUCCAAGAUGCGACUCCCAGAGCGCUCUGUUAGCCAGACCAUCUCGCACCUGACGAGUCUGUACGUGAAACAUCGCACCCGAAUCUCACGCGCCGUCUCUCUCGCCUUGUUCCUCGCCCUCGCGAAGCGAAUACAUAAUGCGAUCGGAGAACAAAAAGCGGCAUCCCGGCGACAGGCGGAGAUGCGUGAGCGACCGGGAACGAGCAGUCUCGACAAUAACACAGAGGACGAGAAGGGCGAUGAGAAAAGCGCAAGCAGGAAAAAAGUGGAAAUCAACCUUGAAUUCUUCAGAAAUCUCAUACGCUUGUUACGCAUUGUGAUUCCGGGAUGGAAGAGUAAAGAGUUCCGUUUGCUUUUGAGUCAUAGUGUGUUUCUGGUGUUGCGGACUAUACUGAGCAUAUAUGUUGCUGAGUUGGAUGGCAAGUUGGUUAGUCACUUAGUGCGUGGCAAGGGUAAGGAGUUUUUGAUGAGUCUUGUUUGGUGGAUGACGGUUGCUAUCCCUGCCACUUUUACGAAUUCUAUGCUUUCUUAUCAUCAAUGUCGUCUAGCGCUUGAAUAUCGCAGACGGCUCACAGAGCAUGUCCAUGACAAGUAUUUGUCAAACAUGACAUUUUAUGCACUUUCAGCCUUGGACGAUCGGAUCAAGAAUCCGGAUCAGAUGGUCACAGUCGACAUUUCCAGAUUCUCCGACAGUUUAGCGGAGCUAUACUCGAACUUAGCAAAACCCGUUUUGGAUAUGGCUCUAUAUAACUACCAACUCUCAAAGAACGUGGGCAUGGAGGGCUUGUUCCUCAUGAGUCUGCUGGUUCAACUAUCAGCAAACAUGAUGCGCGCCUUGACACCUCCAUUCGGCAAAUACGUUGCCGAUGAAGCUCGCUUGGAAGGCGAGUUUAGAUUCCAACAUACACGGUUGAUAGACUAUAGUGAAGAAGUCGGCCUCUAUCACGGCCACGAAGCCGAGAAGGAUAACCUUGACAAGGGUUAUUUCACGCUUAUAAAGCAUGUCAAUCGUAUUCUUCGACGACGGUUGUAUCAUGGAUUUAUGGAGGAUUUUGUCAUCAAGUAUUUCUGGGGUGCUUUGGGCCUUAUGCUUUGCAGUGUUCCGGUGUUUUUCAAAAUUCCGGGGCAGCUCAGUCAGACUAUGGGCGAUCGGACAGAGAGCUUCGUCACUAAUCGACGACUACUCCUUUCCUCAUCUGAUGCAUUCGGUCGUGUAAUGUUCUCGUACAAAGAAGUAUCAGAACUCGCAGGCCACACCGCUCGAGUCUCAUCCCUCCUCGACGUCAUGGAAGACGUAGCCGCCGGCCGAUUCGAGAAGAAACUCGUAUCAUCAGCAUCAACAGAAGAAAAUGCAGCCGUCCUCGCAGGUCGAGGAACAGUUACCGAAGGCUCCUCCAUCGAAUUCACAGACGUCCCUAUCGUCUCACCCAACGGCGAUGUUCUUGUCCGAAAGCUCUCCUUCACCGUCCACCCAGGCGAUCACCUACUGAUUGUUGGACCAAACGGAUGCGGUAAAUCCUCUCUCUUCCGUAUCCUCGGUGGUCUCUGGCCCGUCUACGGUGGAACAGUGAAGAAGCCCAGUUUUGACGACAUUUUCUACAUCCCGCAACGCCCCUAUCUCUCCCGCGGCACUUUACGGCAGCAGGUAAUAUACCCAGAUGGCGUCAAAGAAAUGCGCGCCAAAGGCGUGACAGACGCCGAUCUUUUCGAGGUCCUCUCCAUCCUCGAAAUUUCCAACAUAGUCGACCGCGAAGGCGGCUGGGAUGCAGAAGAAGAAUGGCGCGACGUUUUGUCUGGUGGACUCCAGCAACGCAUCGCUAUGGCACGUCUCUUCUACCACAAACCGCGCUAUGCAAUCCUGGACGAAUGCACAUCAUCCGUCACCCUGGAGAUUGAGAAAGUCAUGUACGAAACCGCCAAGAAGCUGGGAAUCACGUUGAUGACAGUCUCGCAUCGACGGAGUUUGUGGCAAUACCACAAGAAGAUUUUGCAGUUUGAUGGACAGGGCGGAUAUAUUUUCACGGGAUUGGAUUGGGAGAAGAGAUUGAAAUUGGAAGAUGAGAAAGAAGAUCUCGAUUUACAAUUGCGUGCCGUUCCGGAUAUUGAGAAACGGAUUGCUGAGCUCUCGGCGGUUUGA